Macrobrachium nipponense is the source of this 1863-nucleotide messenger RNA. Its product is annotated as pituitary homeobox 2-like. The transcript has 5 exons. Bases 772 to 1863 code for a protein of 363 amino acids. Gene Ontology annotation, cellular component: nucleus. Gene Ontology annotation, biological process: regulation of transcription by RNA polymerase II; anatomical structure morphogenesis. The record is from RefSeq and is a predicted model, not a curated record. Lineage: Eukaryota; Metazoa; Arthropoda; Malacostraca; Decapoda; Palaemonidae. Gene Ontology annotation, molecular function: RNA polymerase II cis-regulatory region sequence-specific DNA binding; DNA-binding transcription factor activity, RNA polymerase II-specific.
UUAGCUUCAUUAUUUGAUACAGCGUUUCUGGUAACACACACGCCUCAAAAUCAACUUGGCUUCUGGUGCAUAGACGUCGAUACGGUAAUACCUCUUAAAACUCCGCAUCAAGGUGGAUUAACGCAGACUUUCAGAUUUGCGGUCGACCAUUUGUCGACAGUUUUGGGUGAACCUCUCGCGCGGAAACACAAGUUUCAUGCCUUCGUCGGAUCCACCUACGCCGCCUCCGCCUUCUUCUUCUUCUUCUUCUGCUGCUGCUGCUGCUGCUGCUUCUCGUUGUUCUCCUCCUCGGUUUCGCUCGUUUUGAAUACCGCUGCUGCUGCUGCUGCUGCUCUGCUGCUGUUGCCGCUGCUGCUACAGCUGCUACCGCAUGAGCUGCUUUUUCUGGCCCCCGCCGGAGGAAGAGCCCGCAUCACUGCCUGCACUUUGCGUGGAUCGGUGAAGCCACUUGCGAAAGGUGUCGAAGUGUGUUCGUGGUGAAACAGCACGUUCAGUUACUGAUGCAAAUAUUUGAAUAAUAAUAAAAAAAGAGGUUAUUUUCAUUCAUAAUAAAAUAGAAGGCUGAUUUGCCCGCAUCGUCUUUGAAUAAAAAGGGAAGUUUUUUGGUAUAUUAUUUAAAGAUUUGCAUAAGAAGGUUACCAGAACUGUUAUUGGCCAUUAUAUUAAAAAGAUCGAGUCGUAAGAAUUCAUGACCAAAUUGUAGUUACCGAACCGACGUGAUUUUGACAAUAUACCCACCGAGACGUACGCCCACACGCCCAAACAAAGAAGAUGGAUACCCUGACGGGGGGGUUAAGUGACAGUCUGUAUGACCUGGUGCCCGGGGGUCAUCACACGACAGCACACGCGGCCCAUAACGCCCACGCUGAUACCACCCACGCCCACAGUCACGCCCGCGAUGGGGAUGGACCUGGCUCACUCACAGGAACGGGAGGAAGCACCCACGCCCACACGCAACACAGUACAGCCUCUUCUGCCGCCCGUCUUACCGUCCUCUCUGCUACGCGCCCCCAUGACCCGCCUCCAAGAGAGAUCCUGCACAAGACCUUCAAGAUGGAGACAAAUGUUGGCGAAAAGCCAUCUCAGUCCUGUUCAGCUGAAUCAGAGGACGACAAAAACAAGAAGAAGCGUCAGCGACGCCAGCGCACUCACUUCACAUCCCAGCAGUUGCAAGAGCUGGAAGCAACGUUUGCCAGAAAUAGGUAUCCAGAUCUGAGUGCUAGAGAAGAGAUAGCCCUUUGGCUCAACCUGAAGGAAGCCCAAGUGAGGAUUUGGUUCAAGAACCGCCGGGCCAAGUGGCGGAAGCGAGAGCGCCAUGCAAUGACGGCAGCGAUGCCGGGAGACCUGAAGGGCGGUUGGGGGGCUCAGCUCAACGGCCUCGCCUGGCCUGACGACGGCCUCUACUCCGGUUAUUCAUCGUACAACAACUGGGCCAAAGUCACCCCGCCUCCGCUGGGCGCGAAGGGCUUCGCCUGGGGCUUCAACGGGGUCAACAUGAACCCCCUCAUGAGCCAGCAGCCGACAGCCAUGUCUCCCAUCAACUGCUUCCAGACGCCUACACAAAGCAUGGGUGGGUCUGCAAACCUGAUGCCCACUUCAAUGUCCUCCUCUUUAGGGUCCAGCGCUGCCCCGUGCCCAUACCCAGCUCCAACACCCCCUUACGUGUACCGCGAUCAGACCUCUUCCAUGUCCUCUUCCAUCGCCUCUCUCCGUCUCAAGGCCAAGUCUCACUCGCCAGCCUUUUCGUACUCGAGCGGAGGCACGGACACUCGAUCUCCACCAGCGCCCGACAACAACGCCUUCUUCGCAGCAGCCGCUGCUCCCACAGACAAGUUUUCGUGCAUGAACACGGUGAUCGCAUAA